GAUGUAUGUCUUCUUCUCGGCCGCUGCUCGGCCUCGUCCGGCGAGCCACCACCUCCUCCCAUGCCCGGCAGGUCCACGCGCAAAUCAUCCUCUGCGGCCUCCCCCUCCACAACCACCUUCUUUGCAAGCUGGCGGAACUCCGCUCCUCCGACUACGCGCUCGCCGUCUUCCGCCGCCUCCCCUCGCCGCCUAACGACCACGCGCGUCCGUCCCACCAACUUCACCUACCCGCCCCUGCUCAAUUCCUGCUCCGCCCUCUCCUCUGCCAACCUCGGCCGGCAGGUCCACGCGCACGUUGUCAAGUUAGGGUUCAUCUUCGACCUCUACGUAGGUAAUUCCCUCAUUGAUAUGUACUCCAAGUGCCUCCUCAUCGACGACGCCCACCAAGUGCUCGAGGAUAUGCCUGUGAGUGAUGAGGUGUCAUAUAACUCCCUCAUCUCUGGUUAUGCACGUGUUGGAGACAUGAACACGGCCCGUUCGGUGUUUGAAGAAAUGCCGCAUGCACAGAAUGUGGUCUGCUGGACUGCCCUUAUUGAUGGAUUUGGGAAGCAUGGAAUGAUAUCAGAGAUGCUCGAUAUUUUCAAACGAAUGCUUGUUUCCGCUGAACAUGUUCUUCCCAACUCAGCCACCAUGGUGUGCCUCCUAUCUGCAUGUGCAAAUGCUUCGAAUUGGGAGGUUGGAAAAUGGGUAGCGGGUUUCAUUGAGGUCAAUAUGAUCACAUUGGACUCAUUUCUUAGUACAGCACUAGUAGACAUGUAUGCAAGAUGUGGAGAUGUUGGAAAAGCAAGGAAAGUGUUUGAUAGUAUUUGUGACAGAAAUGUGGGGUUAUGGAAUGCUAUGAUCACUGGAUACCUUCAUGGAGGAUCCCCAGAAGAUGCAGUCAGAUUGUAUCAUCAUAUGAGGAAAUUAUCUGUCGAACCAAAUGAGAUCACCAUGGUCAAUUUGCUUUCAGCUUGUGCUAGCCUGGGAGCUCUUGAUCUUGGGAGAGAAGUUCAUCGAACUUUGGCUAGAAAGAGAAUGCAGAUGAAUGUAAUUCUGGCCACUGCUCUUGUUGACAUGUAUUCCAAGUGUGGGGGCAUUAACGAUGCUUGCUUGGUUUACGUGAAGGCACCGAAUAAAGAUGUCGUUUUGUGGAAUGCAAUGAUAGCAGGGCUUACAGUUCAUGGAUAUGGUAAAGAUGCUCUAACAGUCUUUGUGAAAAUGGAGAGACUCGGAGUGAGGCCAAAUGAUUCUACCUUUGUAAGUGUUUUAUCGGCAUGUAGCCAUUCAGGCCUUGUAGAGGAAGGUAAAGCUAAUUUUCACAAGCUGCUUGACUAUGGAUUGAAUCCUAGGGUUGAGCAUUAUGCUUGCUUGGUUGACCUUCUUGGUCGAGCAGGGGAUCUAAGUGAAGCUGUUGCACUGAUACAAAGGAUGGUAGUCCCCCCUAAUUCUGCCAUCUGGUCUUCUUUGUUGAGUGCUUGUCGUAUCCAUGGGAAUGUUCAACUGGCUAGUGAAGUUGGACGGCUUGUUCUUUCGUCCGGUGAGGCAAGCUUAGGUUGUUGCAAACUGCUUUCUAACAUUUUUGCCAGUGUUAGCAGUUGGACUGAUGUAGCAAGAGUGAGGAAAUUGAUACACGAGAAAGCAAUGAUGAAUAUUUCCAGCUGCAGUUGGAUCGAAGUACAUGGGACUGUUUAUAGAUUUCUUGUAGAAGACACAAAGCUUGUAAGAUAUCAACAGCUAUACACAAUGCUAACUAUUCUGAUGAGGCAGUUGGGUGAUGAAGGAUAUCAACCAGAUUCUGACAAUCUUGGGGAGCAUGUCUGAACUUAAUUUAUUCAGUUAUUUUCAUCUCUCAAGGUGCUUUAAGAUCAUGUUCAUUCAUUCACCUGAAGAUGACCAUAGAUCGAUCGAUGAGUGCUACAACAAUGGCUGCAAAUGGGGCUUCAUUUUGUUUUCAGGGACCCUAUUAGCACAGUAAACAAUAAUUUGCUCAAGAAUUUAGGCCAAACUAGAAACAAGCUCCAGACUGUAUAAAGAUGGUGAUAUUUGGAGCAGGUGAUGGCAUGGAGUUUUGCCCACUGAGGAUAUCCAACCUCACAUAGACCCAGAGAGAACAUCCUCAUAAGUUAAUGUUGGAGAUUGAAAAUCGAAAGAUUGUGUGAUUCUUAUUCAAAGAAAAUGUUAAUAAUUACAGCCAACCAAGCUCACCAGCAACUGAACUUCUAAGCUGUAAGUUUCUCAGUAAUAAAUGUUUUGUGAUUCCCCUGUUAUUACUCGUGUAUUUGGUGAUUCCAAACUUGGAAGUACAUAAUCCAGCGAUGAUAUGCUAUAUGGAGAAGCAUUCUCAACAUGAGAAAAUGAUCCUUUUUAACAAUGGUGGGUUGCACUCUGUAGAAGAUUUCUCAGUAAAAAUAAUCUUCCAUCAUCUGCAAAAUCAGUGCCAAGUUA
This is a messenger RNA of Zingiber officinale, 2427 nucleotides long. RefSeq names its product pentatricopeptide repeat-containing protein At1g08070, chloroplastic-like. NCBI's taxonomy places the organism in Eukaryota, Viridiplantae, Streptophyta, Magnoliopsida, Zingiberales, Zingiberaceae. Gene Ontology annotation, biological process: RNA modification. The transcript has 2 exons. Gene Ontology annotation, molecular function: RNA binding; protein binding. Bases 61 to 1803 code for a protein of 580 amino acids. The record is from RefSeq and is a predicted model, not a curated record.